CUUUCAAGUGUCUAUAUAAGCAAGUAGUGCUCAGACUGACUGCUUUAAGGGCAGCGAGAGCCAGACAGAGAGAGAUCCUUUGAUUUUCUAGAAACCCACUUUGUUGAGUUUGCCGUUCUGCUUUGGCAACAGGUGUUUUGGUCCUCUGUUUUGUUCAUCGUAACCUUUACCUGCACAUCCUCCAGUUUGUUACCUAUUUCUUAGGUGGCUGAUCCCAUUUCUCCUUGCUUCUUGUGAGAGAAAGAUCAUAAUGGGGGGAACUUUGGAGUAUCUUUCAGGGUUGUUUGGUGGCGGACACAAGAGCAAGAAGCUCAAGAAGAAGCAGAUACAGACUGUGGAGCUCAAAGUCAGGAUGGAUUGUGACGGGUGCGAGCUCAAAGUGAAGAAGGCCCUCUCUUCAAUGAAAGGGGUCGAGUCAGUGACGAUCAACAGGAAGCAGCAGAAGGUGACUGUGGUGGGGCGUGUGGACGCCAAUAAAGUACUGAAAAGGGCCAAGGCCACAGGGAAAAAGGCUGAGCUUUGGCCUUAUGUCCCUUACAACCUGGUUACAUACCCUUACAUUACACAAGCCUAUGAUAAGAAGGCACCCCCUGGCUAUGUCAGGAAGGUGGAGCAAGUACUCAGCUCAAACCCUGAAAAUAGCAGGCAGGAAGAGCGUUAUAUUACCAUGUUCAGUGAUGAAAACCCAAACUCCUGUUCUGUCAUGUAGAGACUAUUGCCCUUGUACUGUUUUUUCCGAGACAUCUGUACAAAACCACCAGCCUUUUCUUCCCUUUUUGCUUUUGGAAUACAAUAUGCAGCCGUUUUUGAACAAGAUGAGGGAGUAUAGGAUGAAGUGCAUGAACCUUCAGUUGUUGAAUGGACUCUUUGGUAUGUUGAUAGGGUUUUGGUUUGUGGGUCUUUCCUCUUUUGCUGUUUUUCCUUGUUAAUUAAUAAGAAGACUGUAUAGCAUGUAAUGUUCCAAUAAGAAGAAAUGGAGUUACCGUGGUUAUAUUGUACACGGUUAUUUUGUUC
This is a messenger RNA of Nymphaea colorata (pocket water lily), 1014 nucleotides long. Its product is annotated as heavy metal-associated isoprenylated plant protein 23. The record is from RefSeq and is a predicted model, not a curated record. NCBI's taxonomy places the organism in Eukaryota, Viridiplantae, Streptophyta, Magnoliopsida, Nymphaeales, Nymphaeaceae. The coding region runs from base 251 to 709 and encodes 152 amino acids. The transcript is spliced from 2 exons. Gene Ontology annotation, molecular function: metal ion binding.